Xenopus laevis (African clawed frog) is the source of this 5481-nucleotide messenger RNA. It is a transcript of the gene ihh.L, whose product is annotated as indian hedgehog L homeolog. Gene Ontology annotation, cellular component: endoplasmic reticulum; endoplasmic reticulum membrane; Golgi membrane. The coding region runs from base 889 to 2118 and encodes 409 amino acids. Gene Ontology annotation, molecular function: patched binding; calcium ion binding; peptidase activity. The transcript has 3 exons. NCBI's taxonomy places the organism in Eukaryota, Metazoa, Chordata, Amphibia, Anura, Pipidae. The record is from RefSeq and is a predicted model, not a curated record. Gene Ontology annotation, biological process: regulation of gene expression; protein autoprocessing; smoothened signaling pathway.
CUAGAGGUUGGGACAGUGUCAGUGACAGCGGUGCCAUGGAGUGGGCGUGAGCGGGUGAGUGAGUGAGUGUCAGCUCCACAGACCCCUGUGUAAGGCCGCCCCUCCCAUCUGCGGUCCAUGUGCCAAAACAAACCGCCUUUCCUAUUUAUUGCAGCCGGACAGUGGCGGCUCCUGGGCACAAGCAGCGGCUGCUCCCUUACACAGCGCGGGGACUGAAAAGCACCGGCGGCUCAGCGCCAGGAGUGACAGAGAGGGAUCAGCCGGGAGCCGCAAAUACAGCGAUCUGUGCCGGGAGCACCUGACACCUGCGCCCUCCGCUGGGAGGCACCGAGAACAAGCCUGGGCUACACCCCCUGAGACCGGCCGCAGAGUGACAGCAGUCCGGGAUACAGAAGCGCUGAAAGAGCCAGAGUCCAAGUGCCGGACAUUCCACUGCCGCUUAUCUGGGGAGCGAGGUGACCAGGAUACACAUCCAUCUUAUCCCCCGGAGCUCAGAGUGUCCGAAUCGGACUAGUGACCUCCUGCCCGGGGCUACAAAGGAAGACUUCCAGGAAACAGAUACCGAACCUAGAGCAUUAGCCAAUACCAACCGGGCACAGUGGCACCAGCCGCGGACUCAGACCUCUAUUCGCGGGAGCGCAGUGAUAUCACAGCCUCUGCCCAGGAGAGACACAACUCAGAGCCAGUAGCGCAGAGGGACUGUAUCCAGUGGCAGACACCUGUCCCCGGGGCGCAGUGACACCAUCUCGGGGCAUAGACACAUAUCCCGGGGGCUCCGAGUGACACAAGUCCCCUGAGUGCUUUAGUCCCCCCUGGCUGGGCUUGAGGAGGUGUCGGGCGGCGGAUGGAGCUGUCCUGAUCAGCAGCCCAGGGAGCCCCAGCCGCCCCAUGCAGUUGCCCAGGGUUGUGCUGCUUCUCUGCGCCGCUGCGCUGCUCCUGAGCGGGGCGGUGCGGGGUUGCGGACCUGGAAGGGUGGUCGGCAGGAGGCGCAGACCGACCAAGCUCAGCCCGCUCUCCUACAAGCAGUUCAGCCCGAAUGUACCCGAGAAGACCCUGGGGGCCAGCGGCAGGUACGAAGGGAAGAUCUCCCGCAACUCAGAACGCUUCAAGGAACUCACCCCCAACUACAACCCGGACAUUACAUUCAAGGACGAGGAGAAAACGGGGGCAGACCGGCUCAUGACCCAGCGCUGCAAGGACCGUUUGAAUUCCUUGGCUAUUUCUGUCAUGAACCAGUGGCCUGGGGUUAAACUGAGAGUGACCGAAGGUUGGGAUGAGGAUGGCCACCAUUUAGAAGAAUCCUUGCACUAUGAGGGACGUGCUGUCGACAUCACUACAUCAGAUCGUGAUCGCAAUAAGUACGGGAUGCUAGCUAGGCUGGCAGUGGAAGCUGGAUUUGACUGGGUCUACUAUGAGUCCAAAGCCCAUAUCCAUUGCUCAGUGAAGUCAGAACAUUCUGCCGCAGCCAAGACCGGAGGCUGUUUCCCAGGAGAAGCACUGGCCACGUUGGAGUCUGGUGAGCAGAUACCCGUUUCCCACCUGCGCCCGGGCCUACGUGUCCUGGCUAUGGACAACAGUGGGAGGCCAACAUACAGUGACUUUUUGAGCUUUCUAGACCACAAUCCCAAAGAAGAGCAUGUGUUCCAGGUUAUAAAGACUCAAGACCCCCACCGUCAGUUGUCCUUAACACCAUCACACCUGAUUUUUGUAUCAGACAAUUAUUCCACACCAGCUUCAGAUUUCCAGGCAGUAUUUGCAAGCAGUGUAAGGCCAGGGCAAUAUAUCCUGGUAUCAAGUGUGGUGGGGCUGAUACCUGCUAAAGUAAAGUCAGUGAGUAUGCAGACAGACUAUGGGGCUUAUGCUCCUCUAACUCAGCAUGGGACACUGGUGGUGGAUGAUGUGGUUGUGUCCUGUUUUGCCCUGGUACAGAAACAGAGGUUAGCCCAAAUGGUCUAUUGGCCUCUCAGGGUACUCUACAAAUUAAGGAUAAUGGCAGGAACAGAACCAUCACAGCAGAUGGGCAUUCACUGGUAUAGCAAAGCUCUGUAUCACUUGGGCAGGCUAAUACUUCAUGGGAAUGAGUUCCAUCCUUUGGGAAUCGUUCAGCUGGAGAGCUGAGCCUAGCAUGGGCAGGAAACAAGAGAACAUGUUGCUAAGAACCUUACUUUGGACAUAUCAACUGUUUCUGCCUUUGUUGUCCGUUGACUUUGACAGAGAUAGAUUUAUAGAAAGGGUAGCUGCUGACUUGGUCCUAUGGACCUUCUAUUAGAACUAAUGAAACUUGUUUCUCAGACCAAAGUUGGAUCGGUUUUCUCAGAGGACUUGGCUUCAGAAUAGGCUGGACUUUCUAUGUAACAAAUAUAUUCUGAAUGAUUAAUCAAUUAAGUCUUCUCACAUUUGGUAAGCUGAAACACCACCUCAACAAAAUGGUACAACAGAAGCACUACAUGUUAAAAGUGUUGUGUGAUCAUCACAAGGAACAUGAUUACCUUCAUAUCAAUUGCUCUCCAGGAGCAUUUCAGGAACACCCGGACAGAGUAUUGUCUCCACACACAUGUUCAAAAAAUUGAAAGAGAUUAUCAUUGUGGGUACUACUCAGCCACCAAGUGGGAUGGGCGAUCUUCAGCUGUGACCAUGAAGGUUCCUUGAGAAGAUCCGGCUUCAACUCUUAUUUCCCACAAUGGUCUACUGGUUGUAGGUUGGAAGGGUACUGACAAAAGCAGACACAUCAUAUUCCGUUUAAGCAUGGUUGUUGUUCUUAUUUUAUUUAAUAAUUUCCAUAAAUAUGCUUUUCUUUAGUGUGCUGCUAACUCAUAAUACUCAAGUGUCUCUUUUCAGAGGAGCACUCUUGUUGCUUGUAAGAAGGGGGUUGUAUAAGUGUCUGGCUGCCCCAGAAGCAGGUGUAGUAAAGCCUACAGCUACUAGACAAUUUCUUGAGGGGCAGCAUGGAGAAACCUGCAUUAACAUGACUAGGUCUAGUAACCCAGAGCAACCAAUCAGUUGUUUGCUUUCAUUAUCAUAGCUAGACAAGACCAGUAAAGGCAUUAAAAAAGUUCUCCAGGAGCUGAGGGUCUGUCUUGUGGGACUAAGGGUUAUUAUCUCUGCCCAUAAACAGCAGAUCAAUGCAGUAUAAUUAAAUUAUUAUUAUUGUAAUGGAAUGAACGGAUAAUUAUUGUAUCUAAACCUGUUGCACCCCUUUGCCCCUGGUCUUAAAAAAACUUACUAUAGAGUGCAGUAGAGGGUCAUCUGGGCCUGAGCACAACCCACUGGUAAAUUGACUUAAAAUGUUCAUUCAAGAGUGCAUUUUCAGUCUCAGUAAAAGUUUCUAACCAGUAUGGCUCUCAGGUGUAUAUAAUAUAAAACUUACUGGAAUUAUACUAGAGAGGGGUCCACUAGGGGUUCCCUGAAAUCCUGACAGGCCAGGCCGACCCUGGGACCACCAUCUAUAAACAGUGCUUUGUGGCAGAAUGCACCAUGUGGAAAAUGUGCAACAGCAGGAACAAUGUAUUAGUUUGAUGGAACACACUGCCCAUGAUCAUUGCAUGCUUGUAUUAAUUGUCCAAUAAAUGGACCUUAUAAGAGGUACACCUAAUUUAAAUACAGUAGAACCCCCAUUUUACAUCCCCUGAUUUUAAGCUUCCCCUCAUUUUACAUUGUUGUUUUGUAGUCCCACCUAUAUUUUAUGCAUAAUACAUUUCCCUGAUUUUACAUUUUCCUGGAUUUUACAUAAUUUCGGGUCCCCUGAAAAACGUAAAAUGGGGGUUCUACUGUAUGCAAAUAUUUGUAGUCCUUAGUUACUAUAUUAUAACAAGGGCAUACAAUUUCUCACCCACCAGCUUUUGUGCACUACAGGCCCCAGCAUCCUCAGUGACUGGUCCACAGGUAACAACCCUGAGUUAGCCAAUUAGCUGGAAGCCAGGGAAAACAUAUAUUAGUAAUUGAUGGCGGAUGGCUAUUUACUAGUAAUGACUGCAUCUAGCUGCUCUUACCUACCCAAAACAGUUCAGCUUGUGCCAAAUGGCUGGAGGCAACAAUUAUGAAAAAACUAAGUAUUGUGGGCACUUGAUGGCAAUUGCAAGAUGGCAAUCAGAUAAGAUGACACUGCAUGGACAGAGGAAAGGGUAUAUUUCUGCCAGCCCACCUAUUUAUUUUAUCAUGCUAAUAUGUACAAUAGAUGUAUAAAAUGUUUCUUGUUGAUAUAUAAUAUAUAAAAUUAUAAAGCAAAUUGUUAUUAUUAUUUUAUUUCUGCCAGUUCUUUAAGGCUUGAUGGGAGCUGAUGGUUUUUAGGAUGAGUUUUAUUUAAGGUUAAUUCUCAGAAAAUCUCUCAAGGAUGAGGUAAAGCUUUUUGGUGGAAGAGGAAUCUGCAGACUAAAGAGCUACCAUACCCCUAUUCUGUUCCUGCUAAAUUGUGCUUAGUGCAGGGGAGUAACUACAGUGGCAUAGUUGUAUGGUAUCUCUCUGUACUGGCUAUGAGCAAAUGUAGGGGGUUGUUCCUGCUGAAUUGUACGUAUUACAAUUGAAUACCUACACUGGUAUAGAUAUAUGGUACUGUAUCUCUGUACAGGUAUGAGAAAACACAGAGGGCUGUUUCUUUGUGAAUUGUGCUUAGUACAGGGAAAUACCAUUGCUGCCAUAGUUCUAUGGUAUCUCUCUGUACAGGCUAUACCUAUGGCUAUGAUGUCUGAAUUGUAUAAAAAGCAAUUGUAAACCAAUGCUGGCAUAGUUGUGUAGUUUCUCUCUAUAUAGGUUAUAAGAACAUCUAGAAAAUUGUCCCUGUUAUUAUGAAUAGUAAAUAGACUGCAACUCUGUGAUAUUGGGGUCCACUCCAUUCUGCUAGGUGCCGUACCUUUUAUUGACUUCUUAAAAGGAUUAGGUUGCCAAACUGACUGUAGUGGGGACACAGCAGUGAAUUCUUAAUACUCUUGGAACAAUAGGGUAUUGGGUGUAGGGUGUUGUGUCUCUCCCUAGACUUGAGGCUUUAUAAAAUGCUGAGCUGUAAAGCAGGACUUUAGCUCAAGUCGUCCAAAAACAUAUAUUGUUGGGGUGUAACAUGAUUGGAGGAUUAUGGGUGGAAAGAAAGAAGACUGUGGCCAGGCAGCUGUUGACCAUGGCAGCUAAGGCACGGCUAAACUACAAGUUGAAUCAGUAACAUGUUCACAGCAAACCAAACAAAAUAUGUAUUCAUUAUGAUGUCUGAGUUUUGGAGUUGUAUAGACUAAAAGGUUGGGUUGGAUGAUCUGCAGGUUCCUCUUCAGCAGGUUCUACUAUGUGGGAAAGGGUUCAGGUAAUAAGAUGUGAUGUUCUUCAGCUUCAUCAGAGAAAGUGCUCCUUAGAGAAAGAGUUCGGCAAAGCUGAAAAAGACCCCUGUUACAGGGUGGGCAAUGUUCUGCACAUCAACAACAGAGAAGCUCAUACAGAAUUUCAGUCUAAUGUCAAGCACAAUGUAGCUCAGGUUUUCCAAUAAAUUUCAGUUUCAACUCA